GUUUUUACCAUCCUUGGUUGAGCACAAGUUGCAUAGUAACGGCUUAUCCUAACCUUAGAAUUCUGUAGAGUAUCUACUGAAAAGCAUGUGUUCAUAAACAAGCUAUACAAUUUAUUAUUUACAGAAUUUUUAAAUUUGUAAAAUGAUGCUAGUAUCGCGUUUUAGUAACAUUUCAAAAAAUCAAUUAACCAAAGGUAAUAAAAUAUGUUGUGCACUGGCGAAAUCUUUUUCCCAUGACAACAAUAAUUCAGAAAAAAGAAAAACCUUGGGUGAAAUUGGUUCAAAAUAUAAAGAAUUCGAUGAGAAGGACUCUAAAAUCAUAUUAGAUAUAAACGAGAUGCGUUUGCAACAUGCUGCCAUGGUCGAGGAAGACGAAUCUAGAAAUGCGGCUCGAUAUGAGGGUCUCAAUCUUCAAAGAGGAACAUCUGGUGUUUUUGAUAUAGAAGAUCUUAUUGAUACACUGAAGCGUGAAAAUGCAGAAGAUGUUUUUGUUGCGUGUGUUUCAAAAGAAAUUAAAUAUGUAGAUUAUAUUGUAGUUGCUAGCGCAAAGUCUUACAAACAUAUGCACGCUAUUAUACAGUUUGUACGAAGAAUAUAUAAACACAAACGACACCACAUAGAUCAAAUACCAAAAAUAGAAGGAAAGGAUUCGCAAGAUUGGAUGGCUUUAGAUUUAGGGAACAUAGCCUUACAUAUUUUUUCUAAAAAGUCAAGAAUGUUCUAUGACUUAGAUUCUUUAUGGGCAUUAGGAUCAAAAUUUGAUGAUGAGUGCAACAAAAAAGAACCAGUUGUUGAAAUAUUAGAUAAGCAUUCCAUAUAUUUAUCAAAUUUAAAACCAUUUUCCUAAAAUAUUUUGUUUUACUUUGUGUUAAUCAAUAGUUAUUUCUUUUCAAAUAAAGGUAAUAAAGUAAUAGGUUUUU
This is a messenger RNA of Cylas formicarius (sweet potato weevil), 920 nucleotides long. It is a transcript of the gene RsfS312, whose product is annotated as mitochondrial assembly of ribosomal large subunit protein 1. Lineage: Eukaryota; Metazoa; Arthropoda; Insecta; Coleoptera; Brentidae. Gene Ontology annotation, cellular component: mitochondrion. Gene Ontology annotation, molecular function: ribosomal large subunit binding. Bases 143 to 847 code for a protein of 234 amino acids. Gene Ontology annotation, biological process: negative regulation of translation; negative regulation of ribosome biogenesis. The transcript has 3 exons. The record is from RefSeq and is a predicted model, not a curated record.